Molecule: messenger RNA, 2260 nt
Organism: Malus domestica (apple)
Lineage: Eukaryota; Viridiplantae; Streptophyta; Magnoliopsida; Rosales; Rosaceae
Product: aspartic proteinase PCS1-like
Biological process (GO): proteolysis
Molecular function (GO): aspartic-type endopeptidase activity
Source: RefSeq, a predicted model, not a curated record
UGCAUGUAUAAAUUUUCUUAAACCAAAUUUUGGGAGAAAGAGAGAGAGAGAGAGAGAGAGAGAGAGAGAGAGAGAGAUUAUGUAGAAUAUAAGAAACCAAAAAUCGUACCUUUCACCACUCACGCACACCUGCAACAAAUACAAAGACCCCGCCACAACCUCUCGCUCAUUCACCAAUCUCUCAAACUCCCCUGCAACACCAACGCAUUCAAAUCCCAAAUCCAACAAAAAAAAAAAAAAACAUACAUUCCAUUUGAUUUCAGUUCCCCAGUUCGUAGUUUCACCAAAAACCAUGCUCAUUCUCCUACCCUUCCUUCUUCUUCAACUCCUCACCACCCUCUGUUUCUCUGCUCCAAAACCAGAAACUCUAAUCCUACCCCUCAAAACACAAACCCUCCCUCAAGGGUACCUCCCAAAAUCCACCAACAAGCUCUCCUUCCACCACAACGUCACCCUCACAAUCUCGCUUUUGGUCGGCUCGCCGCCGCAGCAAGUCACCAUGGUCCUUGACACCGGCAGCGAGCUCUCCUGGCUCCGCUGCAAAAAAGCUCCCAACUUCAACUUCGUUUUUAACCCACUUGCAUCCAAGUCCUACUCCCCAGUCCCCUGCUCCUCCCCCGUCUGCCGGACCAGGACCAGCGACUUCCCUAAUCCCGUUUCCUGCGACCCGAAAAAGCUCUGCCACGCCAUUCUCUCCUACGCAGACGGUUCCUCCAUCGAAGGCAACCUCGCAUUGGAAACUUUCAAUCUCGGGUCGUCAGCCCAACCCGGUACGAUAUUCGGGUGCAUGGAUUCCGGGUCCAGUUCGAACGCCGACGAGGACGCCAAGACAACCGGGUUAAUGGGCAUGAACCGCGGGUCAUUGUCCUUCGUAACACAGAUGGGAUUUCCGAAAUUUUCCUACUGCAUAUCGGAUCGCGACUCGACCGGUAUUUUGCUUUUCGGCGAAGCGAAAUUCGAUUGGCUCAAACCGUUAAAUUACACCCCUCUGGUUCAGAUAUCGACACCAUUACCGUACUUCGACCGGGUCGCGUACUCGGUCCAGCUGGAGGGGAUCCGGGUUGGAGGUAAGGUGUUACCGCUCCCGAAAUCGGUUUUCGUACCGGACCAUACCGGGGCAGGUCAAACAAUGGUCGACUCGGGGACCCAGUUCACUUUCCUACUCGGUCCGGUUUACACUGCGCUGAAAAACGAAUUCGCUCAGCAGACCAAACCGGUUCUGAAAACUUUGGACGACCCGAAUUUCGUGUUCCAAGGAGCGAUGGAUUUGUGUUUCCAAGUCCCCACGAACCGGCCAAGCCUGCCCGAGUUGCCGACAGUGACGCUGAUGUUUCGGGGGGCCGAGAUAAGCGUAUCGAGGGAGAGGCUGCUGUAUCGGGUGGCGGGAAUGGUGAGGGGCGGGAAUCAGGUGUAUUGCUUCACAUACGGGAACUCUGACUUGCUGGGCAUAGAGGCGUUUGUGAUUGGUCACUAUCAUCAGCAGAACCUGUGGAUGGAAUUUGAUCUGGAGAAAUCUAGGGUGGGAGUGGCUGAGGUUAGGUGUGAUCUUGCUGGUCAAAAGCUUGGCCUAGGUGCUUAAGUGGGACCCCGGCUGGGCCUGAGCUGGCAAAGUUUUGGUGACUUACAAAUCGAAUACGAUAACGUGAAGGUAUUUCAAACCAAUGACGUACAGGGACGUGAGCGGUGAAGGGCCGAACAAAGUGUUGGUAGUAAGAUAGGUGGCCCAUUUUGUUCAGAUAUUCUGUGGUCCUGGGGAUUUGCGUAAAUAUUAAAAACUCGGUGCUACUUUGAAUAGUUUAACUUUUCUGUUUUGGUAAUUUUGUAGUUUAUUUUAAUUUUUUAACAGUGAGAUUCUGUAGCUCUGUUGGGCAAUGAAUAUGUAUUUUAGUAAGGGCAGGCGGGGCUGUCACUGCGGGGCUGGAGGGGUACAAUGUUGCAGGGUUCGAUUGCCCAAGAUUCCAACUCCAAUGGUGGAUUUUGGAUUUUCUGUGGGACCCAAGAGGACGAUGAAGGGUGCCUGAUCUAUCAAGAUUCAUGGAGAUGGAGUUGCAAGAGUUGCACAUGUUAUAAAAUCAUACAUUAAUUUGCACUUGAAUUGUCUCCCUCCCCCAUGUUUUGCUCAAUUUACCCUACAUAUGUGAUAAAAAUUAAUAUGCAAUUUCUCUAGUCUCAAAAUUUCAUUGAAAUUGAUACACAAUGUACUAAAUCCCUUGUUAGUCAGAUAUGUUUUAAAAUUUAAUGAUCAAGUCAUGAAAAUCAA